This is a messenger RNA of Helicoverpa armigera (cotton bollworm), 1449 nucleotides long. RefSeq names its product pickpocket protein 28 (gene ppk9). Gene Ontology annotation, molecular function: ligand-gated sodium channel activity. The record is from RefSeq and is a predicted model, not a curated record. Gene Ontology annotation, cellular component: plasma membrane. Lineage: Eukaryota; Metazoa; Arthropoda; Insecta; Lepidoptera; Noctuidae. Gene Ontology annotation, biological process: sodium ion transmembrane transport.
AUGUUCUCUGAACGCUCAUUCCAAGCCCAAAUAAUCCAAGACGAUCUACAACAAACACCGAAGAAUAACUUCAUCAAGCCAAAGGAGAAGAGGUUUCAUAAUGUGGUGAUGGAGAAAACUAAGAAUUAUUUCAAACUGUUUCUUGAAACUUCGUCUAUUCACGGAUUGAAUCAUCUCGUGUCGGAUCGGAGGCAUGUUUUUGAAAUCUUCCUCUGGUUCACCAUAAUAUUCUUCUCAGGGUUUGGAUCCCUGUACCUCUCGCAGAUGACAUGGAGUCGCUACCAGUCAUCACCUACCGUGGUGUCCAUGGACAGAGACAUGUAUGCCUGGAACACCACCUUCCCCUGUGUCACCGUGUGUCCUGUCGACUAUAUCGAUAAGAGGAAACUUGAUAUUUAUCUCAGAAACUCCAACGAAGAAAAUAAGACGAAACUGGAAUCCUUUAUCUUGACUCUCGCUAACUCAUCAUACAGGAACUUUGAAGAUAUUCCGGAUUACGAAGGCGUUACUCCAGACAAAUACAUCCAGCUACUCUUAAACCUGUCUUUGCCUUUUAAACCAACUUUGACGAUUGGAGUGUCCAAUGUGGUGUUGUCCAUAGUACCUACUAUUACGGAGAUGGGGUUAUGUUAUUCGGUAAAUUCUAGGACGGCUGAGUAUAAUUCACCGGAAUACAGAGAUGCAAACCGAUGGGAUGUUUUGUCUGAUGAAAAGAAAUCAUUGUUCAUUCAUCCUUUGGACGGCGAAGUUGCUCAAGUGAUGAAUAUUUCUACUGCUUACAAUGUGUAUAUCCAUGGCCCUCAAGAAGUGCCAGAUAUCUCGACCAAGUUUCAGCGAUCAGCCAAUGGUUACUACAUGAAACUGUACGUCACUGCUCUUACUGUCUAUACCUCACCAGAAGCUUCCAGGUUGAGUGUAAAUCAACGUCGUUGUCGGUUCCCUCAUGAGAACAAUUUGAAACAUAAUUCUAUUUACACAUACACCAUGUGUAGAAUGGAGUGCCGCAUACGACUUUGUCUAAAGUAUUGUCAUUGCAUCCCACAUUUCUAUAGGAGGAUUGGUGAUGAAAAGUUAUGUGAUAUCAAAGGUCUACAUUGCCUGUCGAAACAUAAAGAUGAACUGUACAAGUUGCAAGACAGUACUGGAAAAAGAAUAAACUGUGGAUGCUAUCCGUUGUGUGAUGAUGUCAACUAUGUCUUGCAAUCAAAUGCUCUUCAAGUCUGGUUUCUUGGAACUAAUCUGCAAUGGGGCAUGGUCACUUACCCUCGAAUGAGAUACAGACGGGAUAUCAUUUUCGGUUUCACUGAUGUGCUUGUUGCUGUCGGAGGCAUGGCUGGCUUAUUCCUGGGCUGCAGCGUCCUCAGUUUCAUGGAAGUCGUCUACUUUCUUACACUUCGCCUUUUCUGCUAUGCUCAUACAUCUAAAUGAGUUUUGUCUUCUCUCUGCACU